AUGGCGAUUUCUUUUACCCAAAGUACCUAUAGACCUGAACUUUAUGCAAAAUUAGGUGAUAUUAGGUGCGAAUAUGUUGAUUAUUUCAUAAAGCGUCAUGGUGGAAAAUUAAAAUGGCGUGACAACGAACGCGUCCUUGAAAUUGGCUGCGGCGUUGGUGACGUAACACGCCGAUGCUUCUUCCCUUUACUCCCGCGCAACUUUCAAAAGUUUGUUUUAUCUGAUUUCUCUCCAAAAAUGAUUGAAUUUGCCAAGAAGGAGUUCCAAGGAGUGGAUCAUGUUGAUUUUAUGCUCCUGGACAUUGAGAAGGAGCUCGAAAGCUCCCUUAAUGGUGGUUUUGAUAAAAUUCUAUCAAGCUUAUGCUUCAUGCAUGUGGGGAAUCAGGUGAAAUCUUUUGAAAAUGUCUUCAAACUACUUGCACCGGGUGGUGAAUGUUUUAUUGUGUUGAUGUCCACUGCGGCAAUUUUUGAGACUAUUUUUCGACUUGCUGAAACACCAAAAUGGGCAGAACGCCUCAAGCAUCAUCGGGAAGUUUUCAUUUUACCCUACAGAGAGGAUCCAAACCCUGAGGAAACGAUUGGGAGACUCCUCAAGAACAUUGGAUUUGUCGAUGUUUUCGUGAAGAAAGAAGAAUUCUUUCAUUUAUACCCAACCGUUGAUGAUUUUCGAGAAACACUGAAAUGCAUGCGAGAUGUAUCAAGCAACUUGUCACAAGAGGAGAAGGAAGAACUACUCGAAGACAGAGUGAAGCUAGGCAUCCAUUUUAAUGUAAUUAAGGAGCUUCAUGAUCCAAAUCGCCCCAUUCUUCAGAAAGCUUUUGAAAAUUUAACUAUUUAUGCAAAAAAGCCUGAAAAUAGCUAAUAAAAGGUUCUAAUUUGA
Lutzomyia longipalpis is the source of this 879-nucleotide messenger RNA. RefSeq names its product juvenile hormone acid O-methyltransferase-like. The record is from RefSeq and is a predicted model, not a curated record. The transcript has 3 exons. The coding region runs from base 1 to 861 and encodes 286 amino acids. Lineage: Eukaryota; Metazoa; Arthropoda; Insecta; Diptera; Psychodidae.